AUGGGCUGUGGAGCGUCAAAAUGGAGUGAUCCCGGUGUCGUACGCCAGAGAGGACUGUCAAGUGUCGGCGAGGUGGUUGUCUUCCUCCCAGGUCUCCGGGUACCAAGAACCAUAGACUUGUCUCAGCAACUAGGAGGGUCUAGCACUGCUAAUCUCCUCCAGGCUCUGGAAGAGUACUUGCCAGCUCUGCUAGGAUUGGUGGAAGAAGAGUGCUGCAUGACUGGACUGCAGGAGACAUCCAUGGCUGAUCCUUGGUAUGAGGUGCUGUCCGUGCUGCAUUUGAUGGCCAUGGUGUGCUUCUUGCAGGCUAACACCCUGCUUCUUCCUAGGUCCUAUGGUGAUGGUCACGGACCGAGAGUGUCAGAAGAGAGCAGGCAAUCCACUGUUGAUCUUUUCUUGAAGGCAGCUGGGUAUUUGGAUUGUGCAGUUCAUCAUGUACUCAUACAUAUACCACCUGAAAGAAGAAGAGAACUUCCAGUAGAUCUAGCACAGGGAAAUCUUAAAGCUCUUAGCUUGCAAGGUCUUGGUCAGGGGGUUGAUAUGCAGCUUGGACUAGCAAUUGAGAACCCAAAGGCAACAUUAGCAGUAAAACGACGCUUAGCUUGCGAGAUGAUCAAAUGCUGGAAACAGGCUGCAGCAUACUAUUUCCACGGAUUGAUUCUUGAUGAGGGGGAGACUGAAAAAUCACAAGAGACGGCCAUGGCUGCUCUGCAAUCAUCAGAAGAGUUUAUCAAUGAGAGCAAAAGGGCUUCUGAGGCCUUCCACUCAGCUCCACCAACAUCAAGAAGUCCAUCUGCUUUUGGAACCACCAAAUAUCUCUUGGACAUGAUACCAAAAGAUGCAAAGAGCAAGUUCCAGAGCUACCAAGACCUGAACACACAAAAAGGAGCGUUGAACAUAGGAGUCAGCAAGAUCACUGCAACACCUCCUCCAUUGCCAGAUUUUCCAUUUGCUCUAAACCCCGAAGAUUAUGAGCUUCCUCAUUCGGAUCCAUUGCAGAAGGGAGCUAACCAUGGAUAA
Miscanthus lutarioriparius is the source of this 1020-nucleotide messenger RNA. NCBI's taxonomy places the organism in Eukaryota, Viridiplantae, Streptophyta, Magnoliopsida, Poales, Poaceae. The record is from the annotation of a GenBank genome assembly.